Didymodactylos carnosus is the source of this 1074-nucleotide messenger RNA. Lineage: Eukaryota; Metazoa; Rotifera; Eurotatoria; Philodinida; Philodinidae. The record is from the annotation of a GenBank genome assembly.
GAUAUUGAAAAUGGCCAUUGUUAGGCAGCUAAACCUUUUUUCAUGAGUAUUCUCGUCUUUUAAAAAAUUUCGUACUCGAGUAUUUUCUGAAAAGUACUCGAGUACUUUUUAGAAAAUACUCGUACUCAUACUCAUACUCGACACCCAGUACUCGUACUCGUACUCGUACUCGAGAAUCUGCGUACUCGCCCAUCUCUGACAGAAUUAUAUCGUGAAAUAAAAAUACCAAAUCAAUCACCAGAAUUUGAAAUUAUUAAGGAUUUAGUUAAUGCUACUAUAACAAUACAUGGUAAUAAAUGUGGAUCUAUUUAUGGUCAAGAUUCAACAGAAUUUAUAGUUACAAAAAUUACACGAAUACAAAAUGCUAAUUUAUGGCAUAAAUAUUGUUAUAAAAAAGAUAAUAUUAUUGGUAAAAAUCGUCAUAGAAUACCAGGUUGUGAUAGUUCAAAAUAUCUUGAAAUGAAACCAUUAUUAACACCAUUAUCAGAUAAACAAUCAAAUGAAUAUUGGCUAUUUUAUGGUUGUAAUCACCCUACAACAGCUCAAUUAGUAUUGGCUGGUUAUGAUCCUCGUGUAUCUAAUUUAGAAGGAAUGUUUGAUGGUGGUUUCUAUUUAGCAGAGAAUUCUUCUAAAUCAAAUCAAUACAUUCCAUGUCCUCGCUGUGGUGAAAAUGCAAUAUCAACUCAAAUUGAAUGUACUUGCCUUAAUCAAGAACAAAUUGAUUUUAAAAUGAUACUCUAUCGUGUUAUACUAGGCGAUGUACAUAUAGCAAAAACAUCUGAUAGAAAUAAAUAUCGUGAUGCAAUUAAUAAUAAUGGUCAAAGAAGUUAUGUAUGUCGACCACCAGUCAAACCAAAUAGUAUGGGUGAUUUAUAUGAUUCAGUAAUGGGUGAAAGUAUGAAAAAUGAUGGUGAUCAAUUGCGACUGAAUUGUGAAUUUAUUUUAUAUGAAAAAGGACAAACAUAUCCAAAAUAUAUUAGUGAUUUUCAACGAUCCAUACAUAAUAUGCGACCAUCAACAAAUAUAAAACGGGUUCAAGAUAAAUGUCGAAACUUUUUACUUAAUGUUUUUUGA